Drosophila montana is the source of this 2525-nucleotide messenger RNA. RefSeq names its product protein lozenge-like. Lineage: Eukaryota; Metazoa; Arthropoda; Insecta; Diptera; Drosophilidae. The transcript is spliced from 5 exons. The coding region runs from base 225 to 2399 and encodes 724 amino acids. Gene Ontology annotation, molecular function: DNA-binding transcription factor activity, RNA polymerase II-specific; ATP binding; RNA polymerase II cis-regulatory region sequence-specific DNA binding. The record is from RefSeq and is a predicted model, not a curated record. Gene Ontology annotation, cellular component: nucleus. Gene Ontology annotation, biological process: regulation of DNA-templated transcription.
UGCGCCAGUGGCUGCGUGUGUGGGUGGGUGUAUGGAAAAGGGAAUAUAAAUAAGACAAAGGAGAUGACAAGAAGCAUAGUUGGCAGUGAUAAGAGCACAUAAACUGAAACUGAACUAAAACAGUGCAAUAAAGGCAAACUGAAUCGGAAGAAGCAGUUACACCCGCACAAAUCACAUCGUCCGUCAAAUUGGCGCCACACAACUUUGAAUUGCAUUCAGACCGCAUGCAUUUCCACUUACCCAGCGAAUCGGCAACAGCAACGGCAGCAGCAGCAGCUACAGCAUCUACGCCAGCAGCAGUUGUGGGCAGCAGCAGCAACAAUACUUUAUAUACGGGCUCGACAGCAACAGGAACAGGAGACGUCUCAGCUGUGGCACCCGUCAGCAUCGCCGGCCGUCUGGGGCGCAACAUCUGUAGCGGCGGCAGCGGUAGCAAUCGCAGCAUGGUCACAUCGUCGGCAUCGCCAACGGGAACGGGCUGGUCAGCGCCUGCUGAUUAUAAGAGCGCCACCACGGCUGCCGCGGCGGCGGCUGCGGUCAUGUGCGAGGUGAUACCAUCGAGCAGUGCCAGUGUUGGCAGCAGCUCGCCAACAGGUGGGGCCAGCAAUGGUACUGCCAAUAGUGCACACAGUGGUAGCAACAAAAACAACAACAACAACAAUAACAACAACAGUCGCAACAACAAUAACAACAACAGCAACAAUGCGGUGCAUCAGGAUCUGUUGUGGAUGGAAAGAUUUGUGCUCGAAAGACAGCAGGAAUAUCCAGGAGAAUUGGUGCGUACGAGCAAUCCGUACUUCCUGUGCUCCGCUCUGCCCUCUCACUGGCGGUCAAAUAAAACGCUACCGUUGGCCUUUAAAGUCGUCGCCUUGGCGGACGUCGGCGAUGGCACCUAUGUGACGAUCCGCGCGGGGAAUGACGAGAACUGCUGCGCCGAACUGCGAAACUAUACCGCCCAGAUGAAGAACGGCGUGGCCAAGUUUAACGAUCUACGCUUCGUGGGACGCAGUGGUCGGGGAAAAAGCUUUACGCUGACAAUUACCGUUGCAACGAGCCCGCCACAAGUGGCCACCUAUGCCAAAGCCAUCAAAGUUACCGUCGACGGUCCAAGGGAACCGCGCUCCAAGACGAGCCCACCCGGCGGUCCCCAAUAUCGAGCACUCGGCCUCGGACAGCGACCAUUCAUUGAUAGUUUCCCCAAAACUUUUCACGAGCUGGAAACGCUGCGUCGCUCCGCGAAGGUUGCGGCAGCCACGACGGCGGCGGCUGCUGCGGUGUCGGCUGCAUCGGCAAGUAACCCGCUGACCGCAAACACAAGUAUUGCCCAGCAAUUGGGUAGCAAUUACUCAUCGUCAAAUAGUACAAUAAAUUCGGAUUGCCAGGGCUACAAGCCUAAUGCGCCACAAAUUCAAGAAACCGAUCUGAUAGGUGCCGCUGAAUGGACAGGCUCGGCCAGCUCCGGUGCUAACGUCGCCUACCCAGUGGGCGUUGGUGUGGGUGUUCCCUAUCAUCAUGCGCACCACAGCCACACCCACUCGCACUCACACAGCCACUCGGCGCAUCACCACCACGCGCACCACUUACAACACCAAGUGGCGUUGCCGCCACCACCACCGCCGCCUGCCGCAGCGCCGGUGCCGGUGCCGGUAGCCACCGCAUCGGCCAUGAAUCACUACAGCAGCGCUAUGGGAGGUUAUGAUACAACCACGCUGGACGCGGGCAAUUAUCAUAUAUCCUCGGUGCUUCCAGAUAUGCACGGAUUUUCAGCCGAUCCGUAUCAGACGGCCGCUGCAAGCGGGUAUUGCGGUACCAGCUCCAAGUCAGAUCUGGAAUCAAUUAACGCCAGCUAUGGCGCGACGCCAGCCGCCUACAAUAAUCCAGCGGCCUGGUCCAAUGGGUAUAAUAACUACCAGUACGGCAGCUGUUCGGCGACGGCAGCACAAUACGGCGGAGCUGGUGCACAUGCAACGGCGCCCCCGCCGCCGGUGGUUCUGUAUCCACAGCUUUACUCGACUGUUAACCAGAACCAGAUACAUCUGCAUCUUCACAGCAGCGAGAAGCUGGAACAGUACCUGGCCACAGACCAGCAAUUGACUAUCAGCUCGCUGGCCAGUAAUCGUUCUAGCAUAGAGAUCGGAUUGGGCACUGGCGUCUGUGGCGGCGGCAGCAGCGUAAGCGGGGGUGUCGCCCUGGGCGAGCAGGAGCAGCAGGCAGCAGUGUCGAUUGCCGAGCAGGCAGCGGAAGGUGCCUCCCAGAACUAUCACUUGCAUCACCAUCACCAUCACCACGAGACGCAGCGGCAGCUGGAGGCACAACAACAGCAUCAGAGCGACGUUAGCAACGAGGCGGCACGGGAAGAGGAUGUAGGCGAUAUGACGCAAGUCUGGCGACCCUAUUGACCCAACCUUAUUCCAGCGCCUCUCCAAAGAACACGCGCCUUUCUGCACAUAGAACUGAACUAAAAUUAAACGAAAUUUGUGCGUGUAAAUUUUACUCUUUUUCUUGCCUAUUUCAAUUUACACUAU